This is a messenger RNA of Abrus precatorius (Indian licorice), 2212 nucleotides long. Its product is annotated as sorting nexin 2A-like. Gene Ontology annotation, molecular function: phosphatidylinositol binding. Lineage: Eukaryota; Viridiplantae; Streptophyta; Magnoliopsida; Fabales; Fabaceae. The transcript has 5 exons. Bases 396 to 1943 code for a protein of 515 amino acids. The record is from RefSeq and is a predicted model, not a curated record.
AAACUAGAGAACUAAAAGAAUUUGCAAAGAAACACUUGUCAAUCGAUUUUAGAACAAAACUCGUAUGCAAAUACAUUGAGCGUUAUCGAAGGUAGUUUUGUUGGGAAGCCUGAAAACACUGCGUCUGCGAGUGGCACCAGUUUUGGCCCUUUGUUUAAUGGUUUGGUUGGUUGCAUGAAAGAAAGGGCGUGGCACACGAGAAAAACGGGUUUCUCAUGUUGCUAGGUUUGGUUGUGCCCAUUCCUAUCCUAAAUCCCAAUCCCAUUCUUCAUUCUCACGCGAGUUGACUCACCAAGAACUCCGACUCACAACUCGCUCACUCUCGCUCUUCUUCUUCAACCUUCCUUCGCCAUGAUUUCCAAUCGCAACGAAACCUUAUAAUCGAAUCCUCGAAAAUGAUGAAUCAGGACCACCUCGACGAACCUCCAAUGCUUCACGCUUCCCAAGACGAUGAAAUGGAGUCGCUGAUCCUCGACGACGAAAUCCACCACCACUCUCAAACGCCGCAAAGCCCUAAUUCCCCUUUCAAUUCCUUCCUCGACCCUCCCUCCUACGCCGACGCCGUCUUCACCUCCUUCGAUUCCAACGGUCACGACCAAGCCCUAGAAAACCCCAUCCUAUCCGGCUCCGACUACCUCCACAUCUCCGUCACCGAUCCUCAGAAGGAACAGGACCUCGCGAACUCUCUCGUUCCCGGCGGCAACACCUACUACACCUACCUCAUCACAACUCGAACCAAUUUGCCCGAAUUUGGAGGUCCUGGCUCCGAAUUCACCGUCCGGAGAAGGUUCCGCGAUGUCGUGACGCUGUCGGACCGGUUGUCCGAGACUUACCGGGGGUUUUUCAUUCCGGUGAGGCCAGACAAGAGCACGGUGGAGAGUCAGGUGAUGCAGAAGCAGGAAUUCGUGGAGCAGAGGAGGAUGGCGGUGGAGAAGUACCUGAGGAAAUUGGCGAUGCACCCUGUGAUUCGGAAGAGUGAGGAGCUGAGGCUGUUUCUGGAGGCUAAGGGGAAGCUGCCGCUGGCAAAAACCACCGAUGUUGCGUCGAGGAUGCUCGACGGCGCCGUUAAGCUUCCGCGGCAGCUGUUCGGGGGAGAGGGUGUGGCCACGGCGGGGGGUGAUGACGUGGCUCAGCCUGCUAAGGGUGGGAGGGACUUGCUCAGGAUUUUCAAGGAGUUAAAGCAGAGUGUUGCCAAUGAUUGGGGUGGUACAAAGCCAUUGGUUGUGGAGGAAGAUAAGGAGUUCAUGGAAAGGAAGGAUAAGUUGAUGGAGUUUGAGCACAAUCUUAGCAAUGUUUCUCAGCAGGCUGAAUCCCUUGUCAAGUUUCAACAAGACAUGGGUGAAACAAUGGGUGAACUAGGGUUGGCUUUUGUAAAACUCACUAAAUUUGAGACGGAAGAAGCAAUAUUUGAGUCUCAGAGAGUAAGAGCUGCGGACAUGAAAAAUGUGGCAACUGCAGCUGUUAAGGCAAGCAGGUUAUAUAGAGAGCUGAAUACACAAACAAUCAAACAUUUGGAUAAACUACAUGAAUACCUUGGAACAAUGCUAGCGGUCAACAAUGCAUUUUCUGACAGAUCAAGUGCAUUAUUGACAGUUCAAACACUGUCAUCAGAACUAGCUUCUUUACAUUCACGGGUUGAAAAGCUUGAAGUUGCUUCAUCCAAAAUAUUUGGCGGAGACAAGUCUAGGAUGCGGAAAAUUGAAGAGUUAAAAGAAGCCAUUCGGGUUACCGAGAAUGCUAAAAUUUGUGCAGAUCAAGAGUAUGAACGAAUAAAGGAAAAUAAUAGGAACGAACUUGAACGAGUUGACAGAGAGAGGCAUAGCGACUUCCUAAGCAUGCUGCGAGGGUUUGUUGUCAAUCAAGCAGGCUAUGCAGAGAAGAUGGCAGCUGUGUGGGAGAAGCUUGCAGAAGAAACGACCGCUUACUCAAGAGAUAGCAGCUAAAAUGUAAUGUAGCACAGAGAUACUUUUAUACUUUCUACAUUAGGUGAACUUUUAAUUUUAACCCUUGAGAGUUGUUGUACAUGAAAAUAUCCUCCUAUUAUUUUUGUCCGACAUUCAAGAUUUCGAUGUAUUUGGAUUACUUUUUGGUCGAGGACUUUCCAGUUUUAUUUUGUUCAUUAUUUUAUUUUAUAUUUUUGCGUUUCCGACUUGUGUCAAAACAUUGGGCUUGUGCUGUUGAUUGUUUGAAGAAUAGAGAAUUGAAAUGAGGU